This is a messenger RNA of Brassica oleracea var. oleracea, 534 nucleotides long. RefSeq lists its product as uncharacterized. Bases 1 to 534 code for a protein of 177 amino acids. The record is from RefSeq and is a predicted model, not a curated record. NCBI's taxonomy places the organism in Eukaryota, Viridiplantae, Streptophyta, Magnoliopsida, Brassicales, Brassicaceae. The transcript has a single exon.
AUGGCAAAGUCUAUUCACAUUGCAAUGUUUGUAUCCAUAGUAAUGUUCUUCACGUCACAUUUAAAUUCUUCCCAAGAAUUUGAUCAAUAUUCACAAGAGGUACCAGAAGAUGUGAAGAUAUCUCCUACAUCGGAUUUUGAUAUUUACGUCGAAUCUCCCGAUGAAUCUCUAUUUGAAGAAGUCGAUUCACCCGCAAUGGAAUAUGAGAUGAAGUCUGGACAUCAUUACACACACAAACAACUCGGUUUUCUUGAGGCUUGCUUUCAAAAUCUGAACUCAUUAGACUGUGGAGAUAAUAUUUUCAAGAACAUGUUAGAUGAGGCAGCACAAGGAUUAUCAAAUGAAUGUUGUCAUGAUCUGUUAAAGAUUAGCAAAGAUUGUUACCUAGGAAUGACUCAAAGCACUUUAUCGAGUUACGAGUAUAGAUUUAUUGUGUCUAAGGCUAUUCCCAAAAGUAAACAGACAUGGAAUGAUUGUGUUCGUAGAGUUGGGAACCAGAUUGGCAGCCCGAUCGCUUUUGAGGAACUACACUAA